UUAAUUAUCAUUCAUUUCAGUAAUCAAUUAUAUUAAUAAAUAAAGCAAUUAAUACGUAAAAACGAUGGCAGAGACGGGAACUUAUCAAACAGAGGGUCCAUUUUUUGACACAGAAUUCGCCACAACUAAGUAUGGUUUGGCCAGAAUCUCACAAUUUGCAAUCGCAUUGUUAAGUCUGAUAUUAGUGGAGAUCCCUCGGUGUCAAUGGUACAGAAGUGUCAGCUUUUUUGUGUUCAUAGCGUCGGCGUCUUUAGUCUUUUCAAUUGUUGUUCUCAUAUUGUUUUGCACCCGAUUUCAAGAACAAGUGGCCAAAUAUAUAAACCUUCCGCUCACACUAUUAGUGAAUGAGUCGAUUGCUGUCGUUCUUUGGACAAUAGCCUCAAUCCUUAUUGUGUUUGUCAGUUGUGACGGCGCCGGACCUAAAGUGGCGUACAUUAUAGCGGGAUUGUUGGGAUUUUUGGGUGCCGUUGCGUUCGCCUAUUCGGCACAGAUAUCAUAUAAUUGGUUCAAAAACGGAUCGCUCACUCUUUAGCACUUUAAUGACUGAUUGU
Medioppia subpectinata is the source of this 551-nucleotide messenger RNA. NCBI's taxonomy places the organism in Eukaryota, Metazoa, Arthropoda, Arachnida, Sarcoptiformes, Oppiidae. The record is from the annotation of a GenBank genome assembly.